CGACCCGGCCCCGGCGCCUGCGAGGAGCUUUGGGUGGGGGCGGGCGUGGGGGACUAGAGGCAGGAGGGGCGCCCGGCCCCGGAGAGUGCAGCAGAGCGGGCUGCUUCCCUGGAGGCUGCGGCCCCGGGGAAUGGGCGGGUAGAGGGUGUCCAGGGAAGAGGGUCGGGUCGGAGUGGGUUGACCACCGGGUCCGGAGGGGGGUCCGAGCCAGAGCGGAGCCUGCACCCUCCACCACCCGCCCUUCGGGAAAUAUCAGAACUGAGCCGAGAGGCAGGUGCACUGGGAAAAGGUGCCUGAGUCCUGCUUGGCAGAAGAGAAACUGAGUCACCAGCUCAGGAACCGCAGGGUCAGCGGGCCUGAAGGGGGCUGGGUCUGCCUGUGGUGCAGAGGGUUGGGUCGGCCGGCGUGAGCUGAGGUGGCCUCUGCUUGGAGAUUGGUCUCUCUGCUGUGUCUGCACCUCUUGGCUCGGUUCCCGCGUGCUCCAUGACUCUUUUAUCUCCUGGCGUCUUCUCGUUGGUUUGGAAUUGUCCCUACGGUUGGAGCCAUCUGAGUGUGUAGGGUCUAGGUCAAGGAGAAAGGGGAGGGGGCGCUGACCGCGGGUCUGAGCAGGAGUCUCGGGUUUGGGGAGAUUUGCCUGAACUGCUUUCACCCCAUUCUUGGUGCCAGUCAUCUUCCAAUAUAAUAUGGGGGAGGAACACUAACAGAAGAGCCAUGGGUUGUAAAUUCCAUGCCCAGCUCUGCCACUUGCUAGUUGUAAGACGUUGGGAAGGCUCUUCCCUUCGCUGAUUUCUCUUUGAGAAAAUUGGAACCCAUAAAGAUAGUAAUAACGGCAAGUCAUUUAUUGUGUGCUUACUUUGUGUCAAGCAGGGACAUGUUCUGUUUAAUUCUCCCAACAAUUUUAGGGGUUAGGGAUCAUUAGCUCUGUUUUAUAGAUACGAAAACUGAAGCUCGGAGAGGACAUGUAAUUUGUUCACGAUCACACAGCUAAUAGGUGGCAGAGAUGGAAUUUCAUCCUAAGCCUAACUAGCCAGAACCUAUGGCCUUAACCAUCAGGCUAACCAGCCUUUAGGGCACGCUCCCCUGUGAGAGAAGAGGGAGGUGAAAAAUCCAAGGCCCCAGCUCCCUGUUAUAUUUUAUUUACUUUGUGGCCAGCAGAGACUUGCCUGGACCCAACCCACAGUCUGUCCUCACCUGGUGCUGCUGCCUCUGGGCCCCCGCCUGGAGGGGCACCAAAGAAGUGGGCUCUGGGCAUUCCAAGCCUCCUUGACACAGUGCUUGGGUGCUGGGCCCUGGGGUCGGCUUUCAAGACAGUUGUUUGAAUCCGUCAUCCAUCCAUCCUCCUUAACGAGCAGCCUCCCUUCUCAGAGAUGGACCUCGGGAUGCAUGAGGCAGGGUCUCUAAGCUCUGCAGGCCUAGUUCCCCUGAGAGCUGGGGCAGUGAGGGGCGGUGACUGAGGCUGGUGCAGUCAGGACUGUGCGGUGGGAAAAACAGUAGACUUGGAGUUCUGAAACUUUUUCUGAGCUUCGGGUUCCUCAUCUAUUACAGAGGUUGUUAAAACCUCUCACAGGGAAAGCUGCUGCCGCUCACCCUGUGUCUUCUGGCCGCUUCCCUCUUUGCUGCCCCUCCCCACAGGCUCCCCGUCUCCACCUCCUGGGGGCCAUCAUGAAUGGUGCCCCUUCCCCGGAGGAUGGGGCCUCGCCCUCCCCUCCCCCCUUGCCCCCACCCCCUCCCCCGAGUUGGCGGGAGUUCUGCGAGUCCCACGCCCGGGCGGCUGCCCUGGAUUUUGCCCGCCGUUUUCGCCUCUACCUGGCCUCCCACCCCCAAUACGCAGGGCCUGGGGCCGAGGCUGCCUUCUCCCGCCGUUUUGCUGAGCUCUUCCUGCAGCACUUUGAAGCCGAGGUGGCCCGGGCCUCCGGCUCCCUCUCGCCACCCAUCCUGGCUCCUCUGAGUCCUGGUGUGGAGAUCCCGCCACAGGACCUGUCCCUUGAGAGCUGCAGGGUGGGCGGGCCCCUGGCUGUGCUGGGCCCUUCUCGAUCAUCUGAGGACCUGGCCGGCCCCCUCCCUUCCUCAGUCUCUUCCUCUUCUACAACCUCCUCGAAGCCGAAGCUAAAGAAACGCUUCUCCCUCCGCUCAGUGGGUCGCUCGGUCCGCGGUUCAGUCCGCGGCAUCCUGCAGUGGCGGGGGACUGUUGACCCUCCCUCCCCAGCGGGGCCCCUAGAGACCUCAUCGGGCCCCCCAGUGUUAGGUGGAAACAGCAAUUCCAACUCCUCUGGCGGGGCUGGGACCAUUGGUAGGGGACUGGUUAGCGAUGGAACAUCCCCUGGGGACAGAUGGACUCACCGUUUUGAGAGGCUGAGACUCAGUCGGGGAGGGGGGACCUUGAAGGAUGGAGGAGGCGUGGUGCAGAGGGAAGAGCUGCUGAGUUUCAUGGGGGCUGAAGAGGCAGCCCCUGACCCAGCUGGAGUGGGCCGGGGAGGAGGGGCAGCGGGGCCUACCUCAGGGGGAGGAGGGCAACCUCAGUGGCAGAAGUGUCGCUUGCUGCUUCGAAGUGAAGGAGAAGGAGGAGGAGGAAGUCGUCUGGAGUUCUUUGUACCACCCAAGGCGUCUCGGCCUCGACUUAGCAUUCCCUGCUCUACGAUCACCGAUGUGCGGACAACCACAGCCCUGGAGAUGCCUGACCGGGAGAACACGUUUGUGGUUAAGGUGGAAGGCCCCUCGGAGUAUAUCCUGGAGACAGCUGAUGCUCUACACGUGAAGGCCUGGGUGUCUGACAUCCAAGAAUGCCUGAGCCCAGGACCCUGCCCUGCUACCAGUCCCCGCCCCAUGACCCUCCCCUUGGCCCCUGGAACCUCAUUCCUGACAAGGGAGAACACAGACAGCCUGGAGCUGCCCUGCCUGAAUCACUCGGAGAGUCUGCCCAGCCAGGGGCUGCUGCUGGGGCCCAGCGAGAGCAGCGACCGCCUUUCGCAGGGGGCAUAUGGGGGCCUCUCAGACCGCCCCUCAGCAUCCAUCUCCCCCAGUUCUGCCUCCAUUGCCGCCUCCCAUUUUGACUCAAUGGAACUGCUUCCCCCAGAGUUGCCCCCCCGUAUCCCCAUUGAAGAGGGACCCCCAGCAGGGACAGUUCAUCCCCUCUCGGCCCCCUACCCACCCCUGGACACUCCGGAAACAGCCACAGGUACCAGAGGGUCGUUACUGUUCCAGGGAGAGCCAGAGGGAGGUGAGGGGGAUCAGCCCCUCUCAGGGUAUCCUUGGUUCCACGGGAUGCUCUCUCGACUCAAGGCUGCCCAGCUAGUGCUGGCUGGAGGUACCGGCUCCCAUGGCGUUUUCCUGGUACGUCAGAGUGAAACGAGACGGGGUGAAUAUGUCCUCACUUUCAACUUCCAGGGCAAGGCCAAGCACCUGCGCCUCUCGCUGAAUGAGGAAGGUCAGUGCCGGGUUCAGCACCUGUGGUUCCAGUCCAUUUUUGAUAUGCUCGAACAUUUCCGGAUGCACCCCAUCCCUCUGGAGUCUGGAGGCUCCAGUGACGUUGUCCUUGUCAGCUAUGUCGUGUCCUCCCAGCGACAGCAGGGUGAGCAGAGCAGGUCUGCAGGGGAGGAGGUGCCCGUGCACCCAAGAAGUGAGGAGGCCGGGAGCAGGCCGGGAGCCAUGCAGGGGUGUGCGAGGGAGAUCGAUGCUACCCCGAUGCCUCCUCCACCCUCAUGCCCUUCGGAGCGAGUGACUGUGUAACCGAGCACCUCCCAUGACCCACCCCAGCCCCCUGAACCCCCUUCAUGGACAGAUCCCCCACAUCCUGGGGCAGAAGAGGCGUCGGGGGC
Messenger RNA from Balaenoptera ricei (Rice's whale), 3815 nucleotides. RefSeq names its product SH2B adaptor protein 1 (gene SH2B1). Bases 1663 to 3726 code for a protein of 687 amino acids. The record is from RefSeq and is a predicted model, not a curated record. Gene Ontology annotation, molecular function: transmembrane receptor protein tyrosine kinase adaptor activity. Lineage: Eukaryota; Metazoa; Chordata; Mammalia; Artiodactyla; Balaenopteridae. The transcript is spliced from 10 exons. Gene Ontology annotation, cellular component: plasma membrane. Gene Ontology annotation, biological process: intracellular signal transduction.